AUGCUUACAGUCAACAGGACUGCGUACACAAAUUUGACGUUUAGUCCGUUUUUUUGGAGCAGCACGUUUACGGACGGACUGUAUUUUCCAAGAAAGAAUGCCUCCGAAUGGGGACCGGUGAUAAUAAUUCCAUUACUGGCGACGAUAGUGCUGGCCAUUACCGUUUUUCUUCUAGUAAUGUUCAGGCAAAAUCCGACGUUCGUCAUCAGCACGGUUGCCGGAUGUUUGAUUUUUAUCACAAUCUACCUCAUUUUGGUCGCAUUGGAUUCGACGAAACAGUUUUUGUAUUAA
This is a messenger RNA of Phyllotreta striolata, 291 nucleotides long. Lineage: Eukaryota; Metazoa; Arthropoda; Insecta; Coleoptera; Chrysomelidae. The record is from the annotation of a GenBank genome assembly.